Ipomoea nil (Japanese morning glory) is the source of this 1651-nucleotide messenger RNA. Its product is annotated as tryptophan aminotransferase-related protein 4-like. Gene Ontology annotation, molecular function: carbon-sulfur lyase activity; transaminase activity. The record is from RefSeq and is a predicted model, not a curated record. The coding region runs from base 80 to 1495 and encodes 471 amino acids. Gene Ontology annotation, biological process: amino acid metabolic process. The transcript is spliced from 5 exons. Lineage: Eukaryota; Viridiplantae; Streptophyta; Magnoliopsida; Solanales; Convolvulaceae.
GAUCUAUGGUCCAUUGCAGUGAUUGCACUAUUCCAACAUCUGCAAUUAUUCAACCUCGGAAUCUUGGUGAAUAGAAAACAUGGGCGAAGCGAUGCAGGGGUUUGGCUAUGCGUUUUGCCUUCUGCUUUCCGUACUGCUCAAUAUUUUAUUCGCGGCGAAUAUUUUGUAUGGGGGAGACGGAGACUGGGGGCUCCGGGAGCUGAAGUGGAGUCAGGACGCGGCGGCGGCGGCGGAGGCUGUGGCUGCGCUUGAGUGCUCCGGCCAUGGCAGAGCGUAUCUCGACGGGAAGAUUGGUGAUGAUGGUAUUACACCCGUCUGUGAGUGCCACACCUGCUAUUCUGGUCAUGAUUGCUCUCUCCUAUUGCCUGACUGCUUUGCUGAUGCUGACGGUGGGGAUCCUUUGUUUCUGGAGCCUUUCUGGGUGCAAAAUGCAGCUAGCAGUGCGGUGGUUGUGUCAGGAUGGCAUCGGAUGAGCUAUUCAUUUCCAGCCGGUAGUUCAAAUCCAGGUAGUUCAUAUUUCUCCCAAGAACUGGAGAAUCACAUCCGGAAAGUGCACGCCGUUGCCGGAAAUGCAAUCACCGACGGCAAAUAUAUCGUCUUUGGUGUCGGCUCAACUCAACUCUGUAAUGCGGCUGUUUAUGCUCUUUCUUUGGAAAACUCUUCCUCUCUUUCACCGACAAAAGUCGUCGCCAAAAUCCCCUUUUAUCCGCUUUAUAAGUCGCAGACUGAAUAUUUUGAGACCAAAUAUUAUGAAUUCCAAGGAGAUCCGUCUUUGUUGAACAAUGAUACAGAUGCAGCUGGAAAUGUGAUCGAGUUUGUAACUUCCCCCAACAAUCCAGAUGGCCAUUUGAGGGCGCCGGUUGUAGGAGGUCCCUUUGCAAGGACGAUUUAUGAUCGAGCUUAUUACUGGCCUCAUUUCACUGCCAUCCCUGCUGCCGCUGAUGAACAUCUUUCCAUUUUCACCAUCUCCAAGCUCACCGGCCAUGCUGGAACCAGAUUCGGGUGGGCAAUUGUAAAAGAUAAGAGUGUGUAUGAAAACAUGGUGGCGUAUAUAAGGGCAGCAGAGCUGGGAAUUUCAAAGGAGACACAGUUGAGGGCUCUUACUCUCCUGAAAACAGUCCUCCAGGGUGAUGGCAGGGGAAUCUUCAACUUUUCUUAUGAAAAAAUGAAGAACAGAUGGGAAAAGCUGAGCCAGAUCAUAUCCCGGUCUCAUAGAUUCGUCAUCCAAGAAAUCUCUCCUAAGUACUGCAAUUUUUUCGAGAAAAUUCGAGGACCCUCUCCAGCGUAUGCGUGGGUGAAGUGUUUAUGGGAGGAAGAAACAAAUUGCAGUGCAGUCCUGAAAGCCGCGAAGAUCAUAGGGCGAGCAGGCAGCAUGUACGGCGCCGAGGAUCGUUAUGUGCGGCUCAGCCUCCUCAAGAGGGACGACGAUUUCGAACAGUUGCUGGCUCGGUUGAGGGAAUUUGUCGCCAUAGAAGAUGGUGCGAAAACCAUGUGAAUAUAACAUUUUAAUAAGUCACAAGGCUAUGUUUAUUCAUUUCAUGCCUUCGAAUAAUGAUCUGUGGGUCAUAAGAAAAAUUGUACUUGAAAUUUGGUUUCCAGGUGUGUAUUUCAUUGACGCAGUUACAGUUAUUCGACCACAAUAUUUUUGCAA